This is a messenger RNA of Hibiscus syriacus, 2423 nucleotides long. RefSeq names its product protein BLISTER-like. The transcript is spliced from 12 exons. Gene Ontology annotation, biological process: regulation of growth. The record is from RefSeq and is a predicted model, not a curated record. NCBI's taxonomy places the organism in Eukaryota, Viridiplantae, Streptophyta, Magnoliopsida, Malvales, Malvaceae. Bases 622 to 2172 code for a protein of 516 amino acids.
GGAAUUUCGAAAGAAAAGGCAGCUGAGAGAGUCAAGAAGGCAGCAUCGAUCACCCAUACUCAUUCUUCAGAUGUUAUCUUAAAUGAUAAGAAUAAAUUAGAAACUGAAAAUAUUCGAGUCAUUGACUUAAAUGGUGCUGCUACAUCUAAUGGAGCCGGUCCUUAUCCAAAGAUAAUUAAUGAAAGCAGUAAAACAACUAAAGUUUCAGAUGAAAGUCAGCAAGCUUACUUGAAUAACACACAUGAUAUCCCAUCUGUUUUAGCUAAUGAUAAUAAUUCGUCGUCUGAAGUGCAUGCAUAUUCAAAAGGUCAAGAAAAUGAGAAUUACGGCGCUUCAUGGAAUGGUGGACUUCUGUUUAAAGAUAGGCUGCAGACACAACCUUUGAGUAAUGGCUUUCAAGGUACCAAGUCAAAAGAUGAUGAUAUUUCUUUGAAGAUUGCUGCAGUUGUAACUCCAAUUUCAUCUGAAGAUUUUGUUACUAAAAUAUAUCCGCAGAAUUCACUGCAAAGUAAGGCCAGUGAAGUCAGCUUGCUAGACUCUACUCAAUCUACCUUGAUCACGAGAGGAUAUGCCCUUGAAGUUGGGCAGAACUUACAGGGCAAUGCAGAAUAUAGGGAACCUAUGAUUUCUGAACUUGGAGAGAGAAAAUUUAGCAGUUCAUCCAGUGGUUUUCCAAGCGAGCUUGGUCCAUCGGCAUGGACAUCUGGAUCUUUAGAGUUCAGUUUUGAUACCAGAAGCUCCAAAAGUCACAUACCACAACAGUUAGUCAUAAAUGAUACUAGUUAUACAAAAUACCGUCCAUCUUUCCUUGAUUCACUUAAUGUAUCCAAAGGUUCUUCUGGUUUUCUUUCUCAACACAAUCAACUUACAAAGGAUGCAUUUUCCUCCCAUAGUUUCCAAUUUAACAGCAUCAGUGCAGUAGGAUCAUCGCCUUUUGAUAGACCAUCAACGGAGAGUGAAACUAUGAGAACUUUCUCCGUAGAAAGGUCCAAUGAUUUUCCUAGUGCCACUGAGUAUCCUGGUCACUUUUCAAUUCCUGCUAAUAAUGAUGGCGACCUGCUAAGGCUGAAUGAGAAUAUCUCAGAGAAGAAGCAUGAGUUCUACUCAACCAAACAGAACGAGGAUUUCUCUGCUUUGGAGCAGCAUAUUGAAGAUUUGACCCAGGAAAAAUUUUCUCUGCAACGAUCUCUUGAGGCGUCACGUACAUUUGCUGAAUCUUUAGCGGCUGAAAAUUCAUCAUUGACAGAUAGUUAUAAUCAGCAGAGAAGCGUUGUCAAUCAGGUCAAACAUGACAUGGAGAAGUUACAGGAAGAAAUCAAGGCCCAAUUGGCAGAGCUUCAGACUUUCAAAAUGGAAUAUGCAAAUGCACAACUGGAAUGUAAUGCAGCCGAUGAACGUGCCAAUAUAUUGGCUUCUGAAGUCAUUGGAUUGGAAGAGAAGGCACUUAGAUUAAGGUCCAAUGAGCUAAAGUUGGAGAGGCAAUUGGAGAACUCACAGGCUGAAAUUUAUUCUUUCAAAAAGAAAAUGUCAAGCCUAGAGAAAGAGCGUCAGGAUUUUCAAUCAACUAUUGAAGCUCUUCAAGAAGAGAAGAAGGUACUCCAAUCUAAGCUACGAAAAACUUCUGCCAGUGGAAAGUCUAUUGAUGUUACUAAGAAUCCUGCUAGUAAGAAGGAUAUGUCGACUUCAACAGAGGAUCUAGUAAGCAUGGAUGCUGCUAUUGAUGAUAGGGAAAUGAAUAGCAGUAAUAAUGCCUCUAGUUUGAGCUUGCUGCCUGAAGAUGGACAAUUUGAAGCUCCUUCUGUUUCUAUUCCUCCUGAUCAAAUGAGAAUGAUUCAUAACAUUAAUUCUCUGAUUUCUGAGUUAACUUUGGAGAAAGAAGAACUAGCACAAGCUUUGUCAUCUGAGUUAUCUCAAAAUUCAAAAUUGAAGGAGUUGAACAAUGAAUUGUCCAUGAAGCUUGAAGUUCAAACUCAAAGAUUAGAGCUUUUGACAGCUCAAAGCAUGGCAAAUGAGCACAUCCCAGUCAGACAAUAUGAGUCUAAAUUGAUGCAUGAUAACACCUCAUAUGCUGAUGAGGGUGACGAGGUGGUGGAAAGGGUCUUAGGAUGGAUUAUGAAGCUCUUUCCAGGUGGGCCAUCAAGAGGGAGAACCAACAAGCGGCUUUCCUACUGAAACUGGAUAUCAUGGCGUGAGACUUGUACAAAUUCAUAUGCUUUUUGAUUUCAUGCUUGCCUUACCUCGUUUAUGUGAUGCUAGGAAGGUCGUGAUUUGUAUAUUUUUUAGUCGACCCAUUCUUUUUGAUAGAAGGCAAAAUGAGUUUUAUUUAGGAUGGUGCUACCAUUGAUUGGCAAAAUCUAACUUGUGUAUUAUUUUGAGAGAAGGCAAUAAAGAAGGCCCUGCCCUUGUUGCAGUCACUUGGUUGA